ACAUACAUACAACCACUUGUUGCGUGUGAAAGAGAUAGAUUCUUCCACAGCCCUUUUAACUUUGCCUUUAGGGUUCAUCUUCUUCUUAUAUUUAAUCCUUCCUCCCUCAUUUCAUUCAAUCUCAAAUCACAAUGGAUCUUCUUAAGCUUUCCUUCUCCCUUCUCCUCCUUUCCUUCCUCCUCGUCUCCGUCUCCUCAUCGUCCGACGGCGACGAUGCCGUGAUCCGGCAGGUGGUUGAUGGAGCCGCCGAGCCCAAUGUUUUAACCUCCGAAGAUCACUUUUCUCUGUUCAAGAGAAAGUUCGGCAAGGUCUACGCUUCCGGGGAGGAGCAUGAUUACAGAUUCUCCGUCUUCAAAGCCAAUCUGAGGCGAGCGAGGCGCCACCAGAAGAUGGAUCCCUCUGCGCGUCACGGCGUUACUCAGUUCUCGGAUCUGACUCGGUCGGAGUUCAGGGAGAAGCAUCUCGGAGUCAAAGGAGGGUUUAAGCUUCCCAAGGACGCCAACAAGGCUCCGAUUCUCCCAACCGAGAAUCUCCCUGAGGAUUUUGAUUGGAGAGAUCACGGAGCCGUCACCCCCGUCAAAAAUCAGGGAUCAUGCGGCUCUUGCUGGAGUUUCAGCGCCACCGGAGCUCUUGAAGGUGCUAACUUCCUCGCCACCGGCAAACUCGUCAGCCUUAGCGAACAACAGCUCGUUGACUGUGAUCACGAGUGUGACCCAGAGGAGGCGGGUUCAUGCGACUCUGGUUGCAAUGGUGGCCUCAUGAACAGCGCUUUCGAAUACACACUCAAGACCGGAGGCCUCAUGAGAGAAGAAGACUAUCCUUACACCGGCAAGGACGGCCCCGUCUGCAAGUUAGACAAGUCCAAGAUCGUCGCCUCUGUCUCCAACUUCAGUGUCAUCUCCAUCGACGAAGAACAAAUUGCUGCCAACCUUGUUAAAAACGGUCCUCUUGCAGUAGCCAUCAACGCCGCCUAUAUGCAGACUUACAUUGGCGGAGUAUCCUGCCCUUACAUUUGCACCAGGAGGCUCAACCACGGUGUCUUAUUGGUGGGUUAUGGGUCCGCUGGUUACGCUCCUGCUAGGUUCAAGGAGAAGCCUUACUGGAUCAUCAAGAACUCGUGGGGAGAGACUUGGGGCGAGAAUGGUUUCUACAAGAUCUGCAAAGGCCGUAACAUUUGUGGCGUUGAUAGUCUUGUCUCCACCGUUACAGCCGCUGUGUCUACCACCGCUCAUUAAUUUAAGCCAAGAGGCUUCGUUAAAUAAAUUAAUUCACUCUGGUGAUUUGUGUGAGCGAGCACUCUUUGCAUUGACUCUUUAUUUCUCUCUGCUUUUUUUUAAAGAAAGAUGAAGUUUGUAAAUAAAUUGCAUCCUUUUUUAAGCAAAUCCAUAUCAUGACAAUCACGGUUGAGUUGAAAUAUUGAAGAUAAGACGACGCACAACGUUCUUA
Messenger RNA from Brassica rapa (field mustard), 1446 nucleotides. Its product is annotated as cysteine protease RD19A. Gene Ontology annotation, biological process: proteolysis. The record is from RefSeq and is a predicted model, not a curated record. Lineage: Eukaryota; Viridiplantae; Streptophyta; Magnoliopsida; Brassicales; Brassicaceae. Gene Ontology annotation, molecular function: cysteine-type peptidase activity.